This is a messenger RNA of Paramisgurnus dabryanus, 2834 nucleotides long. RefSeq names its product epithelial membrane protein 1 (gene emp1a). Gene Ontology annotation, cellular component: plasma membrane. The record is from RefSeq and is a predicted model, not a curated record. NCBI's taxonomy places the organism in Eukaryota, Metazoa, Chordata, Actinopteri, Cypriniformes, Cobitidae.
CGCAGUGCAAUUUUGUGUGAUAGACGAGUCGAGUCUGGAGUGCGCGGACGUUGUGUGUCUGCAGAAGUGAUGGAUGCUGUAACAUGCGAAUAGACCGGCAGCUCAGCUGUGUAUUGCACACCACAGCUUUAGGCAAAUAGGGCAAACUCUUAAGGAACUAAACUGAGAUUCAUAGCUUAUGCGGCGCAACGGAUACACUUAAUGUAAUAAAAUGUCUUAGUGUAUUAAGUAUUGGUUGGCAAAGGGUUGGCAAAGCAUAAAUACUCUACGUGACGAAUGACUUUCCUGUGAGCGACAUAAAGGACUCAAGGAUUUCGCUGUCUGGAUGUGGGAUACGUAAACAGCUGCUUUCUUAUCCUCUGAAUAUGCUGAAGGCUUUGGGAGGAAUCUGUUUGCUUCAUCUAACUACGAUUUUUUUCCUGUUUUGGGCAACCAUAGAUGAUGCAUGGUGGUUUACAGACACCCUUUACACAGAUUUGUGGGGUGGAUGGGAGAUGGAUAACAAUGAUAAUGUCUGGGUGUACAAGGAUAUACCCACCUCCUACAGGAAAGACUAUCUGAAGGCGGUACAGGUGUUCGCAGUGCUGGCCUGUCUGUUUGCUGUGUUGUCACUGUGUGUUUUCAUCUUUCAACUCUUUACCCUGGGUAAAGGGAAGCGGUUCACCAUCUCUGGAGUUGUGCAACUCAUAUCCUGUUUCUGCAUAAUGGUGGCUCUGUCAGUCUACACCGAUCACUUUCACAGAGGUGAGAAGGACGGUUGGUACGGUUGGUCUUACAUCAUGGCCUGGUUUGGCUGGCUGCUGACCCUCUUCACUGGAAUUAUGUACAUUGUCCUGCGCAAAAGAGUGGAUUGAAAUCUUGACCCUCGCUCUCAGUGCUAAUCUGCGGCUGUAGGUGCUGUAAAUUUCAAGAAAUAUGUUUUAUUGAACGUUACAGGCCUCUGGUAGAGUAGAGGAAAAUUUGGACAACUAAUAAUUGCAGGUCAUUUAAACCUUUGUCCAAAAGAUUCAUGUCGCCAGAGAUAAAAGGUUUUACCCAACAUUUAAAGGGAAAUGUAAUUAAAAUAAAUCUUUGCAUUUUUAUUAAGUGUAAUACAAUAGUUUGGAUUGGCUGGGUUUACGUUCCAUAAUGCAUUGAGGGCAACGAGAGGGUACGAAUGCAAGUGAUAAAGUGUACAUAUACAAAAGUUUAUGCAGGAAUGAAAUGUAAAAAAUGUAUCUAAACAUGUAUAAACAAGAGAAAGAUCAGUUGUACAUAUAAAGUACAUACAAAAGAGUAAACUUUUAAAGAGAAUGUUUCUGUAGAACAUCACUUGCACUUUAAAAUAGCCUAUGCUUAACAAACACACGUUUGUUUUGGUAUGACAUUACACCGAAAUUAUUCUAGUGAGUGUUUUUCUUUUCAAGAGACACCAAUUGCACAGUAUAAUCUAUAGCUCCAGAUAGUCUAUGGUGCUGUUUAUUUUACAAAUACACAGUCAUGAAAAGUUUGACUGUACAAGCAUUCCACUACCAUAUUUACAGAACCGUUUGUGUGCAUUAAGGUGAAGACACUUGGUUUUCAGGAUACCUGUACUGUAAUAGCACCACAAACCUUGUUGCUAUGCUUAUCAUUAGAAUAGCAUGAAUAUAGUGAAUAAAUGUUCAUGAGGUCAGAUGAUCACCCGAAGAACUCUGUCAGCACAAUAACGCCUGGCAUUAAGAUGCGUUUUGGUUGAUCGGAACACAAGUGGAUGAGAGAGCGACACACCUUAAACUUUUAUCUGUCUCUUUUUCCCCCACCUUUUGACUGCUUUUGUCCCGAUUACGGUCUCGAAUCCUUAAAACACGAGCAGGAAAAAUGACAGGUUUAAGUUGACGCAAACUAUUAUGUCAGGGUACCGCUAGUUGUGCUGUUAGUAAACAUGGUGCACAUCGUAUUGUCAGGGUUCCCACACCUUAGUUAAAGGCACACAAGGCAAGUCUGAGUAUAAUUUCUCUUCUAGCUCCCCCUAGUGUCUGGGAGUAAAUGCUUUCUAUAUCUGAGACUUUACAGACUGAAGGACACCGGGUCGGAUACAGCGAACUUGCAAGUGGGGUAUUCUUCCUACAGACGGUAGGGGCAGGCGAGAGAGUCUUCAUUCGUCAUGUAAUGAGUCAUUUAACCAUAUACCGACUUACGAAGAUGAUUUAUUAACAUAAAAAUGCUGCCUUGUGUCCCUUUAACUUCAAAUUCAAGGACCUUUCACGGACUUUCCAGGUCCAAUACCCUCAAAUUCAAGGACUAAAUGUGGGGAACAUAUUUCAAGUGAGAGUAAGGUAACAUCGUGUUACCUUUUAAGAUACAUUGUUACAGUUCCCUUUCGAGGGAACUCACGCUGCGUCACUGCGGUGACACUUUGGGGCCGCCUCCAGGGGUAAGUGCAUCUGAAUGUGUAUAUCAAAUUCAACCAAUGGUGAGGCUUAACGACAAAGACAGGGUGACGCGGGAGCCAGGAAGUAUAUCGCUAUCUGAAAUAUUGCCAGAGGCGCGUUACAGGGACGCAGGAAGUAUGGCAAGGGAGACGCAGCGUCUCGUUCCCUUCUCAAGAAACAACAGUUACACACGUAACCCGAGACGUUUUCAUGUGUCAAACACAACUAUGCAAAAAAGCAUUUUGGUAUGAAUCAACAUUCGCAUACAGAAGAUAUAAGCAUUUAAAGUAAACAGCUCAGCAUGUGUGCUUAAAAGGCCAGAAAUUUUAUGAUAUUUUCCUACACUACACAGGGAAUAAUAUGGAUUUUUUUCCAGAAAACUAAUUGCAUAAAAUAGAUUCAAGCACUUUCAAUGACCUGUAUCUUUGUAUGUAUAUAUUU